Molecule: messenger RNA, 1590 nt
Organism: Fraxinus pennsylvanica
Lineage: Eukaryota; Viridiplantae; Streptophyta; Magnoliopsida; Lamiales; Oleaceae
Source: the annotation of a GenBank genome assembly
AUGGCUAAUCAAAACCCAGAAAAAAAUGGAGACACCAACCAAUCCCAGCUGCCGGUUUCCGAUUUGGCCCUCCCCAAGAAGCCUAAGAGAAGCAAGUAUGCUUUAGCUUGCUCUCUUUUAGCUUCAAUGUCAUCAAUCUUACUCGGAUAUGAUACAGGAGUGAUGAGUGGAGCAAUAAUCUACAUCAAGGACGACCUCAAAAUCUCCGAUGUCGAAAUAGAGAUCCUAGUAGGGACCAUAAAUGUCUUCGCCCUUGUUGGAUCCGCCUUAGCCGGACGGACCUCCGACUGGAUUGGCCGCCGUUACACCAUAGUCUUGGCGGGGGCAAUCUUCUUUGCCGGAGCUUUUUUAAUGGCCUUUGCCACCAACUAUGCAUUUCUUAUGUUUGGCCGGUUCGUGGCUGGGAUCGGAGUCGGCUAUGCUCUGAUGAUAGCUCCCGUGUAUACCGCUGAGUUAUCUCCGGCCUCAUCUCGUGGAUUCCUCACUUCUUUCCCUGAAGUCUUCAUCAAUGCUGGUGUAUUGUUAGGAUAUAUAUCAAAUUAUGUAUUUUCCAAGCUUCCAACGAACUUGGGCUGGCGACUCAUGCUUGGUGUUAGUGCAAUUCCAUCGGUUAUCCUAGGUCUGGGUGUCCUAGGCAUGCCCGAGUCACCCCGGUGGCUAGUCAUGCAAGGUCGAUUAGGCGAUGCAAAAAAAGUCCUGAACAAAACCUCGGAUUCAUUAGAGGAGUCCCAAAUGAGAUUGGCUGAUAUUAAAGAGGCUGCAGGAUUGCCAGAAAAUUGCAACGAAGACGUCGUUUCUGUUCCAAAACGAAGCCAUGGCGAAGAUGUAUGGAAAGAAAUGUUCCUCCACCCUACACCGAGGGUCAUACACAUUAUGUUGGCGGGCAUUGGUAUACAUUUUUUCCAACAAGCGAUUGGCAUAGAUUCUGUUGUGAUAUACAGUCCUAGAAUUUUUGAAAAAGCCGGUUUGAAAACUAAUACGGACAAACUACUUGCCACUAUAGCAGUAGGAAUCUCAAAGACAAUCUCCAUCCUAGUGUCCACAUUUUUGCUAGACAGGAUUGGACGGCGAGUUUUGCUCCUCACAAGUUGUGGUGGUGUUAUAUUCUCCCUCGCGAGCCUAGCCACUGGAUUGACCAUAAUUGAUCAAUAUCCAGAUCAAAAAUUAACGUGGGCCGUUGCCUUGUGCAUCCUCAUGACAUUAGCAUGUGUUGCAUUUUUCUCGAUUGGGAUGGGUCCCAUUGCAUGGGUCUACAGCUCCGAGAUCUUCCCGUUAAAGCUAAGGGCCCAAGGGUGCAGUAUAGGAGUCUCGGUUAACAGAGUCGUCAGUGGGGUGAUAUUAAUGACAUUUAUAUCCCUGUACAAGAGCAUUACAAUUGGAGGGUCUUUCUUUUUGUUCGCAGGGGUUGCGACUGUAGCUUGGAUUUUCUUCUACACAUUGCUACCUGAGACACGGGGAAGAACCCUAGAGGAUAUGGAAGUCCUGUUUGGUACUUUCUUUAGGUGGAGAUCCACCAUGAGAGAAUUAGAGAAGAAGAAAACGGAGGGCAAUUCUGAUGGACUUCACACGGCCACCAGUAACCAGGCUUGA